Messenger RNA from Diabrotica balteata, 10413 nucleotides. The record is from the annotation of a GenBank genome assembly. Lineage: Eukaryota; Metazoa; Arthropoda; Insecta; Coleoptera; Chrysomelidae.
AUGAUUUCCAUUAUUUCAGCACAAUGCAAUAUAAACCCCAACAACGGUAACAACAACAAUAGUAACAACAAUAAUAACACCAAUGGGUCCCUGAACAACCCCCAACCCACCUACUCAGCCCAUCGAGGUGCAGCUCGACAGAUGUAUGGAUCGGGGUCUUUGAGGCCGCCUGGCACGAAAUCUGUCAUCUAUGCCACCGGCCAGCGUCAACAUGGGGUCAGAACUACCCUGUCCCCGCAAGUUUACAGCCCACCCCAGUUCGUACCUUACGUACCCAUCCCGGUGUUUCCUAUACCCAUGAGAGCUGACGAAUACGAGCCUAUGAUUAGAGGAUACCCUGGUAUUCCCCACAUCCAAUUUCCCCCACGUAGCGACCGUCCCUCUAACCGUGGAGGUGGCAGAUAUGGAGGUCGGUUCGAGUACGCCAACGGCAGACCAGUUUACGGGUACUCCAAUGCUCAGUACCCGUUUGACUUUGGAUUCAUACGAGGACGAGGUAUUUCUCCAGAUUAUGACACCGCCCUUAAUAUCGGACCCUAUCACAUCCACAGAGGCGGAGAUGAAGAUGAGGGUGACGAAGACUAUGACGAACCGUAUCCAACGUUGAAACCGCAGGAAGCAGAUAGCAAAGGCGACCAUUCAUGUGAGAAAAAGUGCCAAAAAGAUGAGAUGCUUUGUCAUAAAUCUUGUCUUUGUAUUAACGAGGAGUUAAGGUGUGAUGGUAUCCACGACUGUGAUGAUAACGAAGAUGAAUUAGACUGCGAUCAUGUUGAGCUGAAAGUCAAAUGUGACGAAUCCAAAGGUUACAUAUUAUGUCCCAGAACAAAACGGUGCAUUUCGAAAGAAUGGUUAUGCGACGGGGACGACGAUUGUGGUGAUUUUUCUGAUGAAACUCAUUGCGGGUUUAAAAUCAAUUGCACCAUGGAUCAGUUUCAGUGCGAGAAUGGACUAUGUAUUCCAAAAUUAUGGACUUGUGAUAACGACAACGACUGCAAAGACUUUUCAGAUGAACUAAAUUGUACCAUAAUGGGAUGUGAAGAAAAUGAAUUCGAAUGCUCAGAUACAACUUGCAUUUCCAUGAGCUGGAAAUGUGAUAGACACAUAGACUGCACUGAUGGCUCUGACGAAAGUGACUGUGAUAUUGUUCCCCCCUAUUGUACGGAAGGCGAAUUCCAAUGUAACACCCACAAAUGCAUUAAACUUGAGUUUAAAUGUGAUGGUGAUGAUGAUUGUGAUGAUUGGAGCGAUGAAGAUGAUUGUCCGAAGACACCUGGAACGUGUGUGUCAGGAGAAUUCAAAUGUAACAGUGGGAAAUGCAUACCCGAACGCUACAAAUGCGACAGACAACACGACUGUGAUGAUAAUGAAGAUGAACUCAACUGCGAUUACAAUGUCACGAAAACAUGUUCGCCUGAUGAAUAUACUUGUGAUAACGGAGCUUGUAUCCUGCAAACGUGGGUAUGCGAUGGCUUACAGGACUGCUCUCAAGGAGAGGACGAAUCGAAAUGUGAAAUAGUUUGCGAUGAAGCCAAAUUCCCUUGCAGCGGAAUAGACCCCAACGACAAUAAGACUCAAACGUGUAUCAACAAGAAGCAUCGAUGUGAUGGACACAAUGACUGUCCGAAAGGAGAAGAUGAAGACAGUUGUCCGACUAAGAGGGAGUGCGAGAGAAAUACCAUUUGUAAACAACUCUGUAUUACUACAGCUGAUGGAAAAAAGGGCUGUUCCUGUUUUAACGGAUAUCAACUAGCAAAUGAUGGAUACACCUGCCAGGAUAUUAACGAAUGCCUCUACGCUACAGAUCCAGUCUGUUCUCAGAACUGUAAUAAUACCAUAGGAAGCUUUAAGUGUGGCUGUAUGACUGGAUAUGUACUACGACCUGACUUGAGAACGUGUAAAGCUAUGGGUGCUCCACCAACAUUACUGUUUGCCAACAGGAUUGAUAUUCGCGAGGUAUCUCUUAGUAACACCAAAUAUACAGCUCUUUUACGAGGUCUUCACAAUGCAAUUGCCUUGGACUACCACUACGAGAAAGGUCUAAUAUUUUGGUCAGAUGUUUCUAUGGAUGUUAUAAGAAGAGCUUACGUUAAUGGUACAGGGUCUAUGGAUAUUAUCAAAUCUGGUCUGGAAUCUCCUGGAGGUGUAGCCUUAGACUGGAUACAUGACUUGAUUUUCUGGACUGAUUCUGGAACGCGACGUAUAGAAGUCGCAACGCUUGAUGGACAACAGAGAGCUAUUAUAGCAGCUAGUGAAAUUGAUAAACCUAGAGCUAUAGCCGUACACCCAGGAGAAGGUAUCAUCUUCUGGACUGACUGGGGCCCAAAUCCAAAAAUCGAACGUUCCGAAAUGGAUGGAACAAAUAGGAAAAGUAUCAUAACCGAAUCUGUGUUCUGGCCCAAUGGACUAACCAUCGACUAUACUUCGAAUCAGAUUUAUUGGGCAGAUGCUAAACACAACGUUAUAGAAACCUCCAAUUUUGAUGGCAUAUCAAGAAGAAAGGUUAUUAGUAAGGGUUUGCCGCAUCCUUUUGCCAUUACUAUUUUUGAAGAUGCUAUAUUCUGGACGGAUUGGCAUACCAAGUCAAUAUCUACUGCAAAUAAAAUAACAGGUGCUGGUCUUCGUCCUUUGCAUUCUCAACUACAUUUUCCUAUGGACAUACAUAGUUACCACCCACAACGACAACCGAAGUACAAAAACCAUUGUGGAACCAAUAACGGCGGAUGUGCCCAUAUGUGCUUACCAAACAAAACAUCUUACACUUGCGCAUGUCGGAUGGGUCAAAAACUAAAGGCAGAUAGAAAGAGUUGCCAGAAACCUGACAAAUUUUUGUUAUUUGCCAGAAAGAAGGACUUAAGAAUCAAAUAUUUGGAUGGAAGUUAUCAACAUCAGUAUGAGAUGGUUAUCACUAUAGAUGGUAUAAAAUCUGCCGUGGCAAUCGCUUGGGAUUCUAAAAGUGAUUUCAUUUACUGGACAGACGUAGAAAGAAAUUCUAUCAAUCGAGCUUUCUGGAAUGGAACUUUUCAAGAAGUAGUUAUACACCAAAAUAUACUCUCGCCAGCUGGAAUUUCUUACGAUUGGGCGACAGACAAGAUUUACUGGACAGAUGCUGGAACUGAACGAAUUGAGGUAGCAUAUGCUAAUGGUAGUAUGAGAUCUUUGUUAAUAUGGGAGGACCUUGAUAAACCCAGAGACAUUGUUGUGGAUCCACAAGGAGGGUAUAUGUAUUGGUCUGAAUGGGGAGAGAAAGCCAAAAUUGAAAGAGCCAGCAUGGAUGGAACCAAUAGGUUUACUAUAGCCAAUGACAACUUGACCUGGCCGAAUGGACUAGCUGUUGAUCACCAAACCAAUAAAAUAUAUUGGACUGGUGGCGGAAGCCAUAGUAUAGAGUAUGCCAAUCUUGACGGAACAAAGAGGAAAGUUCUCUUGGGUGGCAAUGAUGUACCGCAUCCUUUCGGCUUAGAUGUCUUCGGAGACCAUAUUUACUGGACCGAUUGGGAAACUCAAAGUAUUGAAAGAGCAAACAAGUUUACUGGUCAAAACAGGACAGUUCUAUCGAACAAUAUGAAUGACUUGAUGGAUGUGAGGGUUUUUCACCGGAACAGGAAGCAGUUUAAACACGCUUGUACGAACAACAAUGGUGGAUGUUCCCAUUUAUGCCUUCUAAAACCAAAAGGCAGGUCUUGUGCUUGUCCUACAGGAAUUAAAUUAGGGACUGACGGACUUACUUGUGAAAAUGGCCCUAUCAAUUAUCUUAUAUUUGCCCACCGAAUGGACAUCCGUCAAAUUUCCCUUGACGUACCAUACAUGGCCGAUGUAGUGAUGCCAUUUCCAAGACUCAAGUUGGCAGUAUCGGUUGAUGUGGAUCGUAGAACUGGUGAGAUAUACUGGUCUGAUACAGCGGAAGACAUCAUUCAAAAGUCCACGCCUGAUGGGAAGAAGAGCGAGAUCUAUUGGACCGACGGCGAACGAAAUAGUUUAGAGGUAGCUGAAUUAGAUGGAAAAAACCGAAAAGUGCUCUUCAAUAAAAAUUUGGAUAACCCAAGAGCCAUCACAAAAACACUAAUAUCAGACAAUCUAAAUUGGCCUAAUGGACUAGCAAUAGAUAGACCAGAAAACAGACUGUACUGGAACGAUGGAAAACUUCAUACUAUAGAGUCAAGUAGUCUUGAGGGAAAAGAUAGAAAAAAGAUUCUAACUGAGGUUUCAUACCCGUACGGUCUAGUAGUUGUUGGCAACCACAUCUACUGGACAGAUUGGCAAACCAAAUCGCUACACCGAGCUGAAAAGAUCACUGGCAACGAUAAAACCAUCAUCAGAGACAAGUUAGGAGGGUUAAUGGAUGUUCGGUCUGUCCAAAGUGAUAAUAUCGCAGAAAAUGCAUGUGGAAAUAAUAAUGGUGGAUGUUCUCAUUUGUGCUUGAGGAACCCAGUUAGUUAUACUUGUGCAUGUCCAACAGGUUUAACCAAUUACGCUUUUACCCAAAUAAGUCUAGACACAAAUGAUAUGUGGGAUGUUACCCUUCAAGUAGAUGACAUUGAAAACGUAAUCGGGGUAGACUUCCAUUGGGAGAAAAAGCUAAUUUUCUACACAGACAUCGAGAAAAAUGCAAUUGGUUCCGUAUCAAUGUACAAUUUAUCAGAUGUGAAAACCAUUGUUAACAAGAACCUUUCUUCCCCCGAUGGAAUUGCAGUGGACUGGAUAGCCAAUAACAUUUACUGGACCAAUACCGGCCAUAAAAUUAUCGAGGUAGCGCGCUUGGAUGGUUCCCAUAGGAAAACAAUUAUUAGUAAAUACCUGUGCGACCCUAGAUCUAUAGCUUUGUAUCCUAAAGUUGGAUUAAUGUUUUGGUCCGACUGGGGACAACCAAAAAUAGAACGGGCUUACUUAGAUGGAUCUCGAAGAACAAUUUUAGUAGACACACAGAUUAGUUUUCCCAUUGGUCUUACCAUUGAUUUUGGACUAAGGAGAGUGUACUGGAUAGAUGCAAAAUUGAAUGACGAAAAAAUCGAGACUACUGAUUUGCAUGGUAAAAAUAGGGUUAAGUUUGAUAUUCAGUCCUUCCAUCCAUUUUCAUUGACACAGUACGACAAGUACCUUUAUUGGACUGACUGGGUACAAAAGACUGUCAAACGUGCAGAAAAAUUCACAGGUAGAGACCAAAUCAUCGUCAGACCUCAACUUGACGCUGCUAUGGGAAUAACCAUGGUGACGUCAUCGCGACAGGAAGGCUUCAAUCCGUGUGCUGUUGAUAAUGGUGGAUGUACGCAUCUUUGCUUGUUCAAAGUUAAGAAUUAUACAUGUGCAUGCCCGGAUAAAGUUGAUCCUAGUUGUAAAACAGAACCCACUGCAUACGUCCCUCUUAAAUGUCCAACCGGCAGUAACUACAAGUGCGAUGAAUUCGAAGAAAGAUUCGACGACUAUGACGACUUCAGAUUCCCUCACCAUAAUCAAGACACUCAAGGAAAUAUAAAAACUAGGGAUUCCCAUACUUUCUAUGCGAUGACGCUGUUACCGAUGUUGUUCAUUAUCAUGUUGUGCAUUAUUUUAGUGAUGUUCCUCCUAACACGAAAGCAGGAGAAGAAUAAAUACUCGUAUGGAUGUACGGGAAGAAGUUUUUCAAAUCCCAAUUAUUAUUCGCCAAAUAAUGAGACAAAUCCGGCACCAAAUAAUGGAAAAUUUAUAUGGAAAAGACUUAAAUAUGAUAAAACGCAGGAACGAGUAUACGAAGAAACUGUUGGAAUCAGCAGCCCAGAAAUCGCGAGUCUUAUCCCCACGAUCCUCACACCGUGCAGUUCAAACUGCGAAACCGUGACACCCGAAGUUGAAAGAUCACCAUCAAUUACACCUCUACAUAAAAUUGACAUAAACGAGACAGUUUCUUAAAUAUUCGAAUUCUAAGAGUCACCUAUAAGAUUAAAAUCAGUUUAAGCUCCAUAUAAAUGACGAAACUACUAUUUUUAACGUUGCAGGGUCUAUUUGCUUUGGCAUGAAAGAUUGAGAGUUUGAAGGUGUGUUUCUAACUUAUGGGUGUGUGUUUUUUAUGAAAAAUAUAUAUAGAUAUUAAGAAAGGAAAAAUAAUUGACGUACUUGAUAAGUUUUAUAACUUUUUAUUAACAUUUCCAUUACUAAAAACAUUGUUAUAUACCUACAUGUUGCUGCGGAUUUGAUCAUUAAUGAUUUGUUACUAAAAUAUUACGACGAUUAAUACAGGGUGUUUCAUAAAAGUACUAAAAAUAAUGAUAGCUGGUAAAAUAACUAAUAGACGAAAAAAAUUUCUUUUAAUUGUGCUAUGCUAUAUCGUUCGAAAGGUAUUGUCAAAUAUUUUCUGUCUCUGAAAACGAUUAUUAAUUAUUCAAUUUUGUCAGUAUUGUUUUCAAAAUACCUACUUUAAAAUAUUUGUUACCAGUUAUCACUUCUAGGGUAAUCUACAAAUAAUUAUGACACAUCCUGCUAAUUUACGAUAUUAUAGAAACAUGUACAAUUUUGUUGAUAUAAAUACCGCAACACCACAUAUAAUAUGAGUAGUUGUUUAAAAGUCUUUUAUUAUGGGAAUAUAGAAGUUACCAAAAAUACAGAACAAUGGAUUUUUGUUUUGAAAUACCUACCAUUCUUACUCGUAUGGCGUAGCAAACUUCACUUAAAAAAAGAGAACAAAAUAACGCUUGCGACAACUCUAUUAAUAGUUUUAUUUAGGUUGAAUAGAACAAAAAAGGUAUUCAUAUCUGAUAAUCGUAAAAUCAGUGUUUCCUUUUUAAUAUCUCUAUUAACUUCUUAAAUAUGACUUAAUAAGUUGACGUAAAAACGUUGUUACUAUUUUUUUUUGGGAAAUAUAAUAUUUUCGUAUUAUGCAUGGUCUAAAAUAUAAAAUACAGCCAUCCAAUAUCAAGUUUUUUCAGUAAUAUACUAGAUAUUUCAAGAGAACAUUGUUUUGUACAACAUUAAAGUAGUUUGGUUCUUGACAAGAACAACAAUAUUAUUAAAAAAAAACUAAUUACAACUAAAAGGCACUGAAAUUAUAGAUACCAACAUGAAAUGUUUUAAAGUGACUCUUACACGCAUUAAAAUUUACGAAAAAUAUAAAAAUAAAAAUAGUAGAGUUUUUAGCUUCUAAAGAAAUAAUAAUCUUUUAGUGUAAAGGCCCCUUCAGAACAAGAGGAUAGGUCAGUUAAGUAGUGCUAGAAAAUACUGGUCAACAGUUACUAUUACUCUAUUUUAUUAGCGUGUAGGAGUAUUUGUGUUACAAUAUCCAGAAAGGUAUUAGCCUCACUAAGAACUCAUAUGUAUAUGUAUAAGAAACGAUAAGAGGUCACUAAUAAGUUUACGUGAGCUACUGGCAGCCAUUAUGGGAUAUGCUUAAGCACUAGUAGUCCGUAUACCAUUGAACUCUAUCGAAAAUUGCUUUUUGAAUGUUUGUUAUUCAAUUAUUGGGAUUAUUACUUUGUUUCAAAACAUGUACCAAUCAUUGCAUUAACUGAGAAGUGUUUUGAAACGUAUCCUAUCUUAGUUUAUAAAACUGGCUCAUCAUUAUGAGCUACCAAGUAUAUUGAAAUCACCCCAAAAGUAUUACUCAAUCUUUUAGCUAGCUUAACUUAGUACUUAAUACGCAUAUUACUUUGCUUUUAAACCUAAAGUAUUAAUAUUGGCUUAGGAGGAUUUUUACCAACUUAAAAGGUUGCUUGCUUAGUUGAGGAGAUAUGUCUUGGAAUGCAAAUUUUAGAUUCCCCAUGUUUCUAAUAACAUCUUUAUUAACGUCUGUUUUGCCUUGAAAUUUUAAGAAGGCACAGAUUAAAGCAAAAAUCUAAAUUUGGUUUCGAAAACUAGAUUACGGAUUUUAAUAUCAGAUGUCGCUAUUUGCGUCCAUUGGAAGCCAUGCUAGAGUUGCUUCCUAAGACAGAAUUAGACCGAAAUACGUAUAAGUAAAUACAUAGAUGCACUAUACGUGAAAUCAAAUCUCAACUGUCUUUUCCUUUUUAAAAGGUUUAGUUCCCGUAAAUAUUUUCACUAUUUCCAGCUGAUCCAGAAGCUGAAUAGUCUUCACAUUGAUAUGUUAUGUGGAAGUCUAUGUUAAUGUUUCUUUUAAUCAGAUCUGCACACAUUUCCAUACCCAGGUCUCUGUGUAGGUCGCUCUUUCUUACGUACCAAGGAGCAUUUACAAUAUCCCUUAGUACUUUAUUCUGGAACGCUUGAAUCACUUUGAUAAAGCUAGUACUGGAAUAUUCCCAGGACUGUAUGUUAUAUAUCCAUACUGCUUCCAGAAUGUUUCCAGAAACAAUUAAUUUCUCCAAACUAUCAUCACCUCUGCGAACCACAUAACCUAAAAAUUGCAGAAUACGUUACAAACAUAUUGUAGACAACCUUUGUUUAAUCUCAAGUUGGUUUAUAUAUUGGCAAACGUUUGUCCUAUAAGCUGUCCAAGGUAUGCGCAGCAUUUUUCUCCAGGACCACAUCUCAAAGGCAUCAAAAGACAUCAAUUUUUUGGCGCUCACGUCCGCGAAUAGUUCAAGUCUCUGCCCCGUAGAGACAUUUUGAGAAUACAAGGGCAUUUACUAGUCUCAUCUUAAUAUUGUGAGAGAUAGAUCUGUCUUUUCAAGGGGACUCAUCGCAUUUGCUGCUUCUGCUUCACAGUACCAUCGUUAGUUAUACUAGACCCGAAAUGGACAAAAAUGUCUACUAUCUGGCAUUCCUAUAACAUGUUAGUCAGUUGAAUAAUGUGUAAUCUGUUGACCAUCAUUAUUUUUGUCUUGACUUUAUUAAUUUUCAGACCAACUUUAUUGCUUUCGCAGGAAAUUAAACUUUUCGCAGGAAAUUAAACAUUUCGUGUUCUUUUGCUGCUAUAAGUGUAGUGUCAUCAGCAAAUCGUAAAUUUUAAAUUUUCCUACUAGCCACUAUUACUCCACCGGCAUCUUUAUCUAAAGCCAUAUUCAUGACAUCUUCACCAUAAAUGUUAAACAACACGUAUCCUUGUCUAACACCUCUCUCGGUCUUGAAUUGCUUUGAGAACUUCUGAUCUAGUCGUACUGUUGCUAUAUUGGACUAGCACAGAUUUUUAAUAAGUGUCACUAAGUGCAUUGUUAUGCCCAUUUGAUGUAUUGUUUUCAUCUAAAUCUGGCAUAUGGUAGAGCAGUACCAUUUAAUACUAUUGGGGUUUAAUUAGUGUUUUGUUGGUAAAGUCUACGUGUUCUGAUUUGGCCUCGUUCAGUUUUAUACGCAAUUUUUCUUUUGUUUUAAAUUCAUCAUCACCAACAGCUAAUAUUUGAUUAGUGAUUCUAGAGCCUCGAUUUUUUUGUUGCGUAAUCGUGUCUAAACCCAACUUAAUAAAGUGAGAUAACACAUUUUUGUUCUAUUAUGGGUUUUAGUCUUUUUAACAGGAAUUUUUUUGAAACAAUUUUGAAAUCAUUUCUUGCUAAGUGAUUAAAACUACAUAUUUAAACGUGAUUUUUAAAUUUAAAUCAGCAUUUUUAAUAACAGCUUUCGAUUUGUCAAACAUAAAAGGGACUUACUCAUAAAUACUUACUUAUAAAUAAAAUUUAUAUUUUUGACAAACUAGAAACUUUGUUGGAACAAAAUAUUUGACACCUGAUGCUUACAUUUUAGGUUUUAGAUCAUGCAUAAUGCUCCAUAGGGUUCCAAUUUACAGAUCAAGUUUACUUAUCAUAUUAAAAUAUUUUCGGUACUUUUGCUGCGCAUCAAAUGGGCGUGCCGAUUGUAGGAUUUUCAAAGUCAUUCCUAGUUUUAACAAAGUGUACUCAAUAUUAUCCCACGCUAAGGCUUUUCGAACACUGUCUCAAACAUAACAUCACAUAUUUCUUGCUUUGCACAUUCUGCAUUUCCCAAUAUCUCCUCUCAUCGUUCAUAUCCACCAUAAAAAUUCUAAAAGAUCAUUUCCAACUGAGGAAGUAGUAGUUUCGUUAAUAGUUUUAUUCGUGGAGUCUUAGGCUCUAAUUUCACAUAAGUGUAGAUAAAGAAGUCAAAUUAAGGUGACUGACAAUAACGUUAAACUUAUAGAUAAGGAACUAUAUCUGAAACAGAACAAGAGUCAUGUAAUAGUUAUGCUGAAAGAUUUCUAAAGGCGAUUUGUUUUCCUUUCGGCAAUAUUUUUCUACUAUAUCUAUUUACCUUUAUCACUGACUUAAGGAAAUUCUAGAAGUAUGAUAUUUUAGAACGUAACACGUUAGUGCUUUCACAAAUGCGUACAACGGUCUACACAGUUACAAUUUUGAUCCGGUGAAAAAAAAUUUAGUUUAAACUUGUGGCUAACUAUUACACAAUAGUACAAGACACAAAUAUUACUGACCUGGCCAAAAAUAUUGCACACAAAAUACCACCACGAAAAUCCCAAACACUGAUGUCAAGAUUGCAAUAGCUGGAAUAAUGGAAUAAAUACAACUUUUUUGUAAAUGAAUACAAAGGAUU